Chaetomium globosum CBS 148.51 is the source of this 150-nucleotide messenger RNA. RefSeq lists its product as uncharacterized. Lineage: Eukaryota; Fungi; Ascomycota; Sordariomycetes; Sordariales; Chaetomiaceae. The transcript is spliced from 3 exons. The record is from RefSeq and is a predicted model, not a curated record. The coding region runs from base 1 to 150 and encodes 49 amino acids.
AUGUCUAUCCUCGGGCAGUUUCUUUAUGUCACCGUGCUCCUCCUCAACGCCAUCUGCAUCCCCUCCGAAGACCGCUUCCUCGCGCGCGGCGGGCUCGCUGCAGCGACAUACCGACGCGGUUUCGAGCAAGAAGUCGACAGCAGCGUCUAG